Messenger RNA from Tarenaya hassleriana, 617 nucleotides. RefSeq names its product calmodulin-like protein 7. The transcript has a single exon. The record is from RefSeq and is a predicted model, not a curated record. Bases 109 to 570 code for a protein of 153 amino acids. Lineage: Eukaryota; Viridiplantae; Streptophyta; Magnoliopsida; Brassicales; Cleomaceae. Gene Ontology annotation, molecular function: calcium ion binding.
ACCUGAAUUGCGAGCCUUGCCCUAAUCGGGACUCUAAGAAGCCAAGGAGGGGGUCACAUUAUUCUCUUCCCCUCGAUCGCUUUCUUCCAACGCAAGAAACAAACCCUAAUGGAUGCAGCCGAGCUAAAACGGGUUUUCCAGAUGUUCGACAAGAACGGGGACGGUCGGAUCACCAAGAAAGAGCUGAGCGAAUCGAUCCAAAACCUCGGAAUCUACAUACCCGACAAGGAGCUGACGCAAAUCAUAGAGAAGAUCGAUGUGAACGGAGAUGGGUGCGUGGACAUGGACGAGUUCGGGGAGCUUUACAAGUCGAUAACGGGGGAGGAAGACGAAGACGAGGAAGAGGAGGACAUGAAGGAAGCAUUCAACGUGUUUGACCAGAACGGAGAUGGGUUCAUCACGGUCGAGGAACUGAAGUCUGUCUUGUCUUCCUUGGGGCUCAAGCAAGGCAAGACCUUGGAAGAUUGCCGGAAGAUGAUAAUGCGAGUGGACGUUGAUGGCGAUGGUAGGGUUAAUUACACAGAGUUUAGACAAAUGAUGAAAGGUGGCGGUUUUAGCGCUUUGUCCUAAUCUUACUUUCCCAAAUCUCGUUCAUCUCUUAAUCUUUAUCAUUUAGA